GUCAGUGGUGACGCCAGAGUAAACUGCUGGUGAUCUCUAGUUGUAUAUAGUGUAUUAUUCUCUUAGUUUACAGAGUAAUGGCUCGUCUGCUAUAGCUGUGUCAACACUAUAAUAAUGUCACUAAAUAGAUACAAAGUUACUAGCAGUAGCAUAUGUUACAGUCAAUGCAACGAAUUCAAAACGUGUGUAUUUAUUAUCCCUACAUUCAAUGUUUAUUUGAGCAAUUGCUUCGUAGCUCAUGAUACAACCCAUGUCUGAGUAUUAUUAUCGCUGCCUACAAAACAGUGCCACUUGCAGAUGGUUAUAAUAAAGUUACAAUGUACAGAACAAGGUGAGGGUGACAGGUUACUGUUACAUGAAAUGGAUCCGACGUCAACGUUUAUUUCAACCAAUUAUUAAGCUCAUCACAAAACCAAUCAGGAGGACUGAAAACCAAAACCGGAAGUAACAAUAGGUGACCAUGUGGAGUCAAGGGUGAAUGAGUGAAGAGUGUAUACUGUAUAAGGCUGUAGAGGAGGAAAAUGCAGGCUGCACUGGAGAUCACUGCUAAAUAUUGCCGAAAUGAAUUGGAGGAGUAUGGGCAGUGUGUUUCCUCCAAACCUGGAAGUUGGCAGCAGGACUGUCACUUGCUGAAAGUUAAAGUGGCCCAGUGUACAUCCUCACACCCCGUUAUACAGAAGAUUCGCUCUCAGUGCGCUGAACCCUUCUUAGCUUUUGAGCAGUGUCUAAAGGAGAACCAGUCAUCUGUAGAGAAUUGCUCCAAACACGUCACAGAUUUCUUGCGGUGUGCUGAGAAUGUCAAGCACUCAGACUAAAUGAUAAUCUUUAACGACCGGAACAUCGUUUGGAGCAAAUAAAUUCAUAGUACAGAAACAUUUGGAGCACACUGCCAUCCUCUGCUAGAUCUCUAAUAUAUCCUUUUGAUUAAAAAACAAACUUUAAUUUCUACAAUCAUGAUUGAUAUCUUAGAGAUGUGCACUUUUUACUUCUUUUUCAUCUAUUACAUCUAGUGGUUAGGUUUUUACAAUUCUUAAAACUGUGUCAUGUCAGAAAAUGACUCGUGGUUUGUAACGAGAUGCGAUUGGACACUUAUGAAAACGGCAGAGAAUUCUAUACUCUAAAUAACUUUCAUUGCUGAGCAAUGAUUCUGAUUACUUUCAAUUUUUUUUUUCUUUCAGCUUUCCAAUGAUAUUUCACAGUAAAGGUCAAACAAUGCCAAGUGAGUUCUAGUAUCAUGGUUUUACUUUAGCCUCCUGAUUAUUAUUACUAUAUAUUUUUAUUUAUUUUUUUGGAAUUUAAUGUGUGCUUUGACUGUGAUUGUUUCUUAUCCCAUUCUAAUAAACCCAAUUUUGCUUCUUAAAAAUGUAA
Molecule: messenger RNA, 1368 nt
Organism: Bombina bombina (fire-bellied toad)
Lineage: Eukaryota; Metazoa; Chordata; Amphibia; Anura; Bombinatoridae
Gene: CHCHD5
Product: coiled-coil-helix-coiled-coil-helix domain containing 5
Exons: 3
Coding region: 522-815 (97 amino acids)
Source: RefSeq, a predicted model, not a curated record